Messenger RNA from Cydia amplana, 3005 nucleotides. Its product is annotated as diacylglycerol kinase theta. Lineage: Eukaryota; Metazoa; Arthropoda; Insecta; Lepidoptera; Tortricidae. Gene Ontology annotation, molecular function: ATP-dependent diacylglycerol kinase activity. The transcript is spliced from 18 exons. The coding region runs from base 110 to 2905 and encodes 931 amino acids. The record is from RefSeq and is a predicted model, not a curated record.
CACGCAGACGCGCCGCGAUGGUGGGCCGCGACAGCCGCUCUGUGAGCGCGGCGCGCCCCUGGGCGCCGCGGCAUGAGUAGCGCCCGCCCGGCCGGCCCGCGCGCCCGCCAUGGCGCAGGCCGCGCCCGCGCCUCACCGCACGCACUCCUUCGCCAAGAAGACCUUCCACAAGCCCACCUACUGCCACCACUGCUCGGAUCUCCUCUGGGGCCUCAUCGGCCAGGGCUACGGCUGCGAAGUGUGCAACUUCAUAGUGCACGAGCGUUGCGUGGGGCAAGUGGUGACGCCAUGCUGCGGGGUAGCGCCGAGCCUCAUCAAAAACCCAGUGGCCCACUGUUGGUCCGAGCCGGCCCAUCACAAGCGGAAGUUCUGCACGGUGUGCCGGAAGCGGCUCGAUGAACUGCCCGCUUUACAUUGUAUGAUAUGCGAGUACUAUGUCCACGGCGAAUGCGUGGACUUCGCAGCCGCGGACUGCAAGGAGAACGCGACGUACUGCGCGGGCUCCGAGCCGCGGCCCGCCCACCACUGGCGCGAGGGCAACCUGCCCGCCAACUCCAAGUGUACGGCUUGCCGGCGCGCCUGCUGCUCGGCGGAAUGCCUGACUGGGUACAGAUGCGAGUGGUGCGGGAGCACGUGCCACGCGGGAUGUCGGUCGCUGAUACCGGAGGAAUGCAACUUCGGGAUGCUCCAGCCCAUCUUCCUUCCUCCUUCGGCGGUCUCCAUCCCCCGCACAGAAGUCCCCAUGGAGGCCAUCAUCGGCGUCCACGUGCGCCCGCCUCCCUCGCAACGGGACUUCGGCUGCCCGCGCAGCGUUAGCGAGGAGUUCUCCUCGGGCUGCGAGGGCCGCUCGGGCUCCGGAGGGGGCUCCACCGGCGCCCCGGCCGACCAGGACCACCGGCCUGAUCACAAGCAACACCGGGAUCGGACGCCAGACGACAGAGAUGAAGAGGUAGUAAAGGUAUACGACGGCGAAGCCGCGUGGUCGCGCCGGCUGUACCGGCCCGUGGUGGUGGGCCGCAACUGGAACGAGCGGGAACUGGUGUCCGCGGCGCUGCGGGCCUUCCACGUGGCGCGCGAGCCCGAGCAGUUCGAGCUGACCGACGCGCUCGCCGGCGACGAGCAUCCGCUCAAGGACCCGACGCCGCUGGCGCGAGUGACCAGGCUGCCGAACAAGCGGCCUGCGCUCUUCCUACGCUUCAAGGAACCGGAGACGGGCGGCGGCGUGGUCCGCGUGUACCCGGGCCGGAUCGCCGGCGCCGGCGAGACGUACGUCACCGUGCCGUGCCGGGGCGAGCACACCGUCGCCGACCUGAUGGCCACGGCGCUGGAUCACUUCGGGCUCGACCCGGCACAGGCUACGCAGGACUACCGCUGCUCUGAGAUCCUACUUGAUCGCGGGGUAUCGGAGCGAGUGUUAGAAGAGGAGGAGCGACCGUGGCGCAUCGUGGUCCGGCUGGCCCGGGAGUCCGUGCGGCGGAUGGAGCUGGCGCGCUUCUACCUGCAGCCGCGGCGCGACCCGCACGGGCCCACGCUCGCGCUGUUCGUGGCGUCGCUGCCGCCGGGCCUGUCCGAGAGGAACUACGAGAACAUCCUCGUGGAGAUCCUUGGAGCCGACAACAAGUUUACCUCGAUCGGUCCCAUCUACUACGAGUACGGGUCAAUGGUGAUCACCUACGAGGACGCAAGCAAAGCGGUGCGCGCGCUCUACGCUCUCAGAGAGGCCAAAUAUGAAGAUAAGCAUUUAUUAGUGAUGCUGCUGCCCAGCAUCGAGCCGGCGCAGGUGCCGGCGGGGGUGAAGCCGCUGCUGGUGUUCGUGAACGUCAAGUCCGGCGGCUGCCAGGGCCUGGAGCUCAUCAACUCCUUCCGCAAGCUCCUCAACCCCUACCAAGUCUUCGAUUUAGAGAACGGCGGCCCGCUUCCUGGGCUGUACGUGUUUCGUCACAUUCCCAACUACAAGAUCCUGGUGUGCGGCGGCGAUGGCACCAUCGGCUGGGUGCUGCAGUGCCUCGACAACGUCGGCCAGGACUCGCAGUGUUCCAAUCCUCCUUGCGCCAUCGUACCCCUGGGCACAGGUAACGACCUAGCGCGCGUUCUGCGCUGGGGCUCCGGCUACACGGGCUGCGAGGACCCGCUGUCCCUUCUCCGUGACGUCAUCGACGCGGAGGAGAUCCGCCUCGACCGCUGGACCGUGGUGUUCCACCCCGAGGACAAACAGGACGAGCCGAAGGAGCUCUCCAAACAGUUGCCUGGGUCGCAGAGCGAAGACAACUCGCAGAUCCUGGUGAUGAACAACUACUUUGGGAUCGGAAUCGAUGCGGACCUCUGUCUCGACUUCCAUAACGCUAGGGAGGAGAAUCCCAACAAAUUCAAUAGCAGGCUCCGCAACAAGGGUGUGUACGUGAAGAUGGGUCUGCGCAAGAUGGUGGGUCGCAAGAUGUGCAAGGACCUGCACAAGGCGGUGCGACUGGAGGUGGACGGGAAGCAGGUGGAGCUGCCUGCCGUCGAGGGCAUCAUCAUUCUCAAUAUACUCAGCUGGGGCUCGGGCGCCAACCCCUGGGGCCCGGAGAAGGACGACCAGUUCAGCAAGCCCAACCACUGGGACGGCAUGCUGGAGGUGGUGGGCGUCACCGGCGUGGUGCACCUCGGGCAGAUCCAGUCGGGGAUGCGCGGCGCCAUGCGGAUAGCGCAGGGAGGCCACAUAAAGAUCAACCUGAAGAGCGAGAUCCCCGUGCAAGUGGACGGGGAACCUUGGGUGGCAGCGCCUAGCGAAGUCGUGGUCCUCAAGUCCGCGCUCAAGGCCUGCAUGCUCAAGCAGCGCGGCAAGGUGCGCCGCCGCAACACCGAGCCGGCCAUGCCGCCGCCGCCGCCGCAGCCGCCGCCCCCGCCGCCGCCGCCGGACACCUGAAUCUGGCUCAGCGAGCGCCUCAUCUGAGCGCCUGCGCCUGCCUCGGGCUCAAGGCAAGCGCGCGCGCCGGCGCUCGCUGCAGCAUCAUGAGUGCAGGCCG